AUAUCUCCGCAAGUCGUCGUCUACUCUUCAUUCACUAAUCAAUCCACAGUUUGGAGAUAAUCCCCAUCAAUGGCGUCUUCCGAUCUGGAGAGGAAGGCGAAAGAGGCUUUCAUCGAUGACCACUUCGAGCUCGCCGUUGACCUCUACACUGAAGCCAUUGCGCUGAGCCCUACCGCCGCCGAGCUCUUCGCAGACCGCGCUCAAGCCAAUAUCAAACUCCGAAACUUCACUGAGGCUGUUGCUGAUGCAAAUAAAGCAAUUGAGUUGGAUCAUUCAAUGUCUAAAGCUUAUCUGCGUAAAGGUUUGGCAUGUAUCGAGCUUGAAGAAUAUCAGACUGCUAAGGCUGCCUUGGAAACUGGUGCUUCCUUGGCGCCUAAUGACUCCAGGUUUACUAAGUUUAUCAAAGAAUGUGACAAGCGCAUAGCAGAGGAAGCUGCUGAGUUUUCUACGGGAUUAGUUGACAAAGCUCCAAUUGUUGCUGCUCCUAAUAAUUUACCGUCAGUUGGCUUAGCCAAUGAAGGAACAGCCAUUACAGUGUCAACCUCCAAAACAAAAUACAGGCAUGAAUUUUAUCAGAAACCAGAAGAAGUGGUGGUAACUAUAUUUGCAAAGGGCAUACCAGCUAACAGCAUAGUCAUUGACUUUGGUGAACAAAUACUUAGUGUCACCAUCGAGUUGCCUGGUGAAGAAGCAUAUCGUUUUCAGCCUCGCUUAUUUGGAAAGAUAUUUCCUGCGAAAUGUAGAUACAGUGUCAUGUCUACAAAAAUUGAAAUCCGACUUGCCAAAGCUGACUCUACACAUUGGACUUCCCUUGAAUUUAACAAGGACGUCGCAGUUGUACAAAAAGCUACUGUAUUAUCAGUCAGCAAACCCUCUUAUCCUUCCUCCAAACCGAAAGGAGUAGAUUGGGAUAAACUGGAAGCUGAAAUGAAAAAAGAGGAAAAGGAUGAGAAACUUGAUGGUGAUGCAGCUCUGAACAAAUUUUUCAGAGACAUUUACCUUGAUGCUGACGAAGACACAAAACGAGCAAUGAGCAAAUCUUUUGUUGAGUCAAACGGGACAGUGCUAUCGACAAACUGGAAAGAAGUGGGCGGCAAGAAGGUAGAAGGAAGCCCUCCUGACGGUAUGGAGUUGAAGAAAUGGGAAUAUUAAAAUCUUUGAUCAUCUUACAUGCUUUCACAACAUGAAUAACUUAGUUACAGAUUGUGAUUGAACUUGUUUAUAUAUUUUCCCAGAUCCAACUUGAGAUCGAUCUGCCUUCACAAACUUGAGUUGUGUGUGAAUUUCUUAUAGAUAUAUGUAAGAUGCACCGCUCUGUGUUUGCA
Messenger RNA from Salvia hispanica, 1325 nucleotides. Its product is annotated as protein SGT1 homolog. The record is from RefSeq and is a predicted model, not a curated record. Lineage: Eukaryota; Viridiplantae; Streptophyta; Magnoliopsida; Lamiales; Lamiaceae. Gene Ontology annotation, molecular function: protein-folding chaperone binding.